Molecule: messenger RNA, 1740 nt
Organism: Brassica oleracea var. oleracea
Lineage: Eukaryota; Viridiplantae; Streptophyta; Magnoliopsida; Brassicales; Brassicaceae
Product: sugar transporter ERD6-like 18
Exons: 18
Coding region: 81-1511 (476 amino acids)
Biological process (GO): transmembrane transport; carbohydrate transport
Cellular component (GO): membrane
Molecular function (GO): sugar transmembrane transporter activity
Source: RefSeq, a predicted model, not a curated record
UCUCUCUCUCUCUCUCUCUCUCUCUCUCUCUCUCUCGUUCACCACAAAUAAAUCCUGUCUUAUCCGUACUGCAUGUGUUUAUGAUGGUGUUGGUGGAAGAAGAAAGAAGCAUAGAGGAAGGGCUUUUGGAGCUCAGUAACCAAACUGACGCUUCAGGCUGUCGUAUCACUGCCUGUGUUAUCCUCAGCACUUUCGUCGCCGUCUGUGGCUCCUUCUCCUUUGGAGUUGCUAUUGGUUAUACUUCAGGUGCUGAGAUAGGAAUUAUGAAAGACAUGGGUCUCUCUAUCGCAGAGUUCUCAGCGUUUGCCUCACUCUCUACGUUAGGAGCAACAUUCGGUGCAUUGUUCAGCGGUAAAAUGGCGGUCGUGCUAGGAAGAAGAGGAACAAUGUGGGUCUCCGAUAUCCUUUGUGUCAUUGGUUGGCUGUGCAUCGCUUUCGCUAAGAAUGUGUUGUGGCUACACUUCGGAAGAAUCUCAUCGGGAAUAGGAAUCGGCUUGAUUAGCUAUGUGGUACCUGUCUACAUAGCAGAAAUUACGCCAAAACAUGUUCGCGGUACAUUUACCUCGUCAAACCAGCUUCUUCAAAACUCCGGACUCGCCAUGGUUUUUUUUUGGGGGAAUUUCAUCAGCUGGAGGAAGAUGGCUUUACUAGGUGCUCUACCAUGCGUCAUUCAAGGGAUCGGUUUAUUCUUCGUACCAGAGUCUCCAAGAUGGCUGGCAAAAAUUGGUGCGGAUGAAGAACUAGAAAAUUCACUGCUUCGGCUUAGAGGGAGAGAUGCUGAUAUUUCACGCGAAGCCUCAGAGAUUCAAGUUAUGACCAAAAUGCUAGAACGUGAUUCAAAGUCGAGAUUUUCUGAUUUGUUCCAGAGAAAGUAUAGACACAUUAUCGUGGUAGGAGUCGGGCUAAUGUUGAUACAACAAUUUUCGGGUAGUACAGCUGUAAUAUCUUAUGCAAGUACCAUUUUUAGCAAAGCUGGUUUUUCUUUGACCAUUGGAUCGACAUUGUUAGGCAUCUUCAUGGUACCAAAAGCCACGAUUGGUCUAAUUCUUGUUGAUAAAUGGGGCAGACGGCCCCUUUUGUUGACUUCAGCGUGUGGGAUGAGCAUAACUUGCAUGUUUAUUGGGCUCGCGUUCACAUUACAGAAAAUGCAAUUGCUUCCGAAACUAACUCCAGUGCUGACGUUUUUAUGCGUUACGCUGUAUAUUGCAUCUUAUGCAGUAGGAAUAGGAUGCCUCCCUUGGAUAAUUAUGUCUGAGAUAUUUCCAAUGAACAUAAAAGUAACAGCAGGGACAUUAGUUACGUUGGCCUCAUGGUCAAGUAGUUCGAUCGUCACUUACGCUUUCAAUUUUCUAUUCGAAUGGAGCACUCAAGGAACAUUUUACAUAUUCGGGGCUAUUGGAGGAGCAGCACUGAUUUUUAUUUGGUUACUCGUUCCGGAAACGAAAGGAUUAUCACUUGAAGAAAUACAAACGUCGCUUACUCGUCAGCCCAACGAAAUAAAUCGUAUGUAGACUGAAAAAGAACUAAUGUGUGACACCCGUCACUUUCGAAAUAGUAAAAAUACUUCGAUAAAUACAAAUAUCUGAAAUAUCCAUAUAUAAAUAUUUGAAAGUCCACAUCCACGCAUGAAUUCCAUAAUAUAAAAUAAAAUCCGAAACAUAAGGUACGACAUAAACCGAGAAUCCAAAAUACGAAAUACCAUAACGAUAAAAGUCCAAAGGCCUAGAGGCCCGAUAACGA